Messenger RNA from Dermatophagoides farinae (American house dust mite), 2407 nucleotides. RefSeq lists its product as uncharacterized. Gene Ontology annotation, cellular component: mediator complex. Gene Ontology annotation, molecular function: transcription coactivator activity; transcription factor binding. Lineage: Eukaryota; Metazoa; Arthropoda; Arachnida; Sarcoptiformes; Pyroglyphidae. The record is from RefSeq and is a predicted model, not a curated record. Gene Ontology annotation, biological process: positive regulation of transcription by RNA polymerase II.
UAAUGGUAGUGGGAGUUUUGUUUCACCUGCUCGGAAUUUUUUGUUUUUUUCUUUCACUGAAUUUUAAAAUUCAGAAUUUUUUGGUUUCAAAUAAUGGAUAAUAAUCAUCGACAAAAUAUGCUCAAACAGCAGCCACAACAACAACAACAACAACAACAAUCAUUAUCCGUUAAUCAUUUGAUUAAUAAAAUUUGCUGUUCAAUAAUAAAUCGUUUACAAAAAUCAUUACAUUGUGUAUCAUCAUCGAUACAGGAACUGCAUCAAUUAUCCGAUGGUCAUGUAUUAUCGGAAUUGAUUGAAUUAUUUGAAGAUAUUGUCAUUAUUCGUGCUUCGAAUCAUCACGAAUGUUUAUAUGGAAAUGAAUCACAAAAACAACAACAACAACAACAACGUUCGAAACCAUUGCAAAGACAAAAAAAUCAGAAUAAUAUUGAUUAUGUUGAACAAUGGCUACAGAUUGAAGGCAUACGCAUCGAUGCUAAACGUUCGAUACGAGAAUUGUUUGCCGAAAUGGAACGUGGCCAACGUGAAUUGAAUGGUUUUUUCCAGUAUUAUAAUCAAAUGUCACAUGAUUCGUCAACAUCGACAUCGACAUCGGAAUUUGAAUUAUUGAUCAGAAAUCAGCAGAACACAAUUUAUGAAAGAUCAAUAGCAUAUAUAGCCACACUUUGUUAUGCAAUAAUAACAAUAUUCAUCAGAUAUGAUCACAUAUUUCGUACAUUUAUUGCUGAUUAUAAUUUCAAAGUUUAUGAUGAUGAAUUGUUGCAUAUUUUAUUCUAUACAAAAUGGAAAUUAACUGAAGAAGAAUUGUUAUUGAAAGAUUUGGAAUAUAUGCAUCUAAAAGAUCAUUGUGAUUUAUUGGAAUUGCAGCUAAGACAAAUGAAAAUCCAGCAACAACAACAACAACAACAGCAGCAGCAGCAGCAGCUGAGAAUAAUGUCUGAAAUUCCGGAAACAAUAAAUCAAAAUGAAAACAUGAAAAUGAUGAGUUCUGCAGAAAUAAGGGGCGAUAAUUCGAAUCAAAGUUCAUUAUUGACAAUAUCAUCAUUGAAUGAAUUAGAUUUGGUUGAUUCAUCAACAAUGACCACAAUUUAUGGUCAUUUGGAUCGAUCAAUAAAAAUUGAUUUCAAUGAAAAUUUAAAUCACAAUGAUGAUGCAGAACAAAUGAAAAAAAUUUCAAUAAAUUCAAAUCAAAAACCACAACAGCAUCAACGACAAACUGAUCAUCGAAAUUCAUUGCCGUCUGGUUCAUUGUGGAAUAAUGUUGAAACAGAAAGAAAUUUUGAUUUUCAACAAAAUUCUUAUGUUCGACCAUUUUCGAUUAUUGAUAGAAAUUCAUUCGAUUUUGAUACGAGUAAAAUCAAUGUUGAUCGUGCAUUAAAAUAUGGUCAAAAUCAUCUGAAUCAAUCGAAUAAUGGCUUGUCAUCAAUGCAAAUUGAUGGAAACCAGAUCCUCAAUGAACAACCAAAACUGAAUGAUAAAAGCAAUAUAAAUCGAGUUAUUACUGAACCAAUCAAUAUGGAUAUGAAUGAAACUGAUCUAGUUAAAUAUUUGGCUAAAAUUCCAAGUGCCGAUCCAAAUUGUCCAUCAAUAGCUAAAACAAUCAAAUAUGACUAUGAUGAUGUUGAUAAUAAUGGACCGAUAUCCAAUAACGACGACAUCAACAACAACAACAACAAAUCAAACAAAAAAAAUCCAUCAAUCAAUACACGAUUACGAUACAUACAGAACAUUGGUGAUGAAGAUGAACGGAACAGAAUAUUGAUUGCACGAUUAUUGGCUGAAUUAUCGUAUGAAAAAAAUAAGAAUAAAAUGGCCUUGAAAUCCACUAUGGAUACUGUAGAUGAUGAUGAUGAUGAUGAUGAUCAAAACAACAACAAUCAAUGGUUUACGGAAUAAGAAUUUAAUCGAAACAAAUGUUGAAUACAUUUGAAUUAUUUAUAUUGUGAAAAAAAUGAUUAUUGAUUAAAUUAUUUAUUCUGUUAAAUAAUAUUCUUCUGUGUUUUGUGAUAAACAGACAAUCAAUAUAUAUGCACAUAUAAUCCUUUUUUAAAGAAUCGUGACUAUGAGAAUAAAAAAAAACGAAGUAUAAUCAUCAUUAUAAAUAAUCAAUAGAAUGAAUGGCCAGAAUUUUCAAUGUUAAAAGUUCUUCGACAUGAAAAUGGAUAAAUUCUUGUUCAACAACAACAACAACAACAACAACAACAACAGCUAGAAACGGAAACUUCAUUGAUUAAAUUCUAUAUUCUAUAUUCUUGAUCUGAAUUUUUUUUGUUGUUGUUGUAUUCAUUCAUUCACCUAUAUUCAUUGUGACAAGACAAAAAAGAUAAGAAUAAAAUUCUGUAGAUUCUUUUCUUAUCAUAUGAAAAUAUGAAACAUCUUAUAAUUCGUUGUAAUAAAAAUAAUU